Arachis ipaensis is the source of this 658-nucleotide messenger RNA. NCBI's taxonomy places the organism in Eukaryota, Viridiplantae, Streptophyta, Magnoliopsida, Fabales, Fabaceae. The record is from RefSeq and is a predicted model, not a curated record.
UAAUGAAAUCUCAAAGUCCACACCAAGGAACAAAACACACAAAAGCCUUAUAUAGAACAACCAUUGUAUAUUUUCUCUACCUUACAUACUCUUUUUUUCCCAAUUAUAUGGAUAGAGUUAAGGAUUUGGCAUCAAAGAAGGCAGCAGUAAUAUUCACAAAGAGUUCAUGUUGCAUGUGCCAUAGCAUCACACAAUUGUUCUAUGAGCUUGGAGCAAGCCCUGCAGUUCAUGAGCUUGACAAUGAUCCCUAUGGAAGGCAAAUGGAAUGGGCCUUGAGAAGCUUGGGAUGCAACCCUUCAGUCCCAGCAGUCUUCAUUGGUGGAAAAUUUGUAGGCUCUUCAAAAGAUGUUAUAUCCCUCCAUGUUGAUGGUUCCCUCAAACAAUUGCUCAUGGAUGCUAAAGCCAUAUGGUUUUAGUACCUACCUAACUAGCUUGCAUCAACUAAAUCUCUGUUUAAAGACGAAAAUACAGAUAAAUUGGAUAGGCAUAAAUCUAUUUAGAAAAAGAGAUAAAAAAUAUCUCUAUUCUAAAUAGAUUUUUCAGUAUUUAUAUUAUUUAAAAUACAAAAACAAUAGAGACAGAUUUUUCCGUCUCUAUUGUCUCAAUAUAUAAUUCUGUAUUUUUGUCGUAAAAUAUAUGUCGAACAGAGUUUAAAAAG